This is a messenger RNA of Drosophila grimshawi, 442 nucleotides long. RefSeq lists its product as uncharacterized. Lineage: Eukaryota; Metazoa; Arthropoda; Insecta; Diptera; Drosophilidae. The record is from RefSeq and is a predicted model, not a curated record. The transcript has 2 exons. Bases 44 to 358 code for a protein of 104 amino acids.
GGAGUCGAGUGGAACAGAUCCGAUAAUCAAAUCCGUUGUAAAAAUGAAGCAUGAACAAGUUGUUGUUGAUUAUUGGGCCAUGUUGAAGACGUCGGCAUUGUGUUUAUUGUUGGUCAUCUCGGGCUACAUAUUCCUCAGAAUGGUGCAAACUAUAUUUUGGCUGCCCAAUCGUCUCAAGCAGAAUCAAGAGCGUCUGGAGGCACUUGCCAGACAAUAUGGUAAAGACAUGGAUCCGGAAGAGCGAGCCGAGAUCGAAAAGAUCUUCAACAGUAAAGAGCCACUCACAGAGCAGCAAAUCACCAAGUUGCUAGAUGGCUCCAAGACCGAUGAACCGGAGCAGACCAAGAAGGAGCUGUAGAUGUGAAAAAGCACUUUCUAAGCUUAGCAUAAAUUGUAAACUACGUAAGGAUUAAUCAAAUUAUUCGGUUUGUUUUUAAACAAU